Suillus subalutaceus is the source of this 1113-nucleotide messenger RNA. RefSeq lists its product as uncharacterized. The transcript has 10 exons. Gene Ontology annotation, biological process: protein polyubiquitination; ubiquitin-dependent protein catabolic process. The coding region runs from base 1 to 1113 and encodes 370 amino acids. Gene Ontology annotation, molecular function: ubiquitin protein ligase activity. NCBI's taxonomy places the organism in Eukaryota, Fungi, Basidiomycota, Agaricomycetes, Boletales, Suillaceae. The record is from RefSeq and is a predicted model, not a curated record.
AUGACGACGAGACAGCUUUCACACUUUUCCCCUCGUCUCGGGGUUCUCAACGAUAUUCCAUUUGCUAUCCAAUUCGAGACUCGUGUAUUGAUUUUCCGGCGCUUCGUAGAAAACGAUAAUGGGCGGAUCGAUGUAUCCAUUCGAAGAGUCCAUAUCGGGCAAGAUGGAUAUGACAGACUGGCCGAAGUAGAUCUAAGGGUCCCGAUCGCCAUAACAUUUAUCGAUCAGUUUGGAGAGUUUUUUACUUCCUUGUGCAAGGAAGUAUUUGACACAGACCGCGGACUAUGGCUGGCGAAUAAGAGGAAUGAGAUUUGCCCUAAUCCCCACUCGUACGCCACAGAACCGCACAAUUUGAACUGGUAUCGCUUCAUCGGACGAAUUCUGGGCAAGGCACUUUAUAAGGGCAUCCUAGUCGAGGUCGCAUUCGCAGGGUUUUUCCUGGCCAAGUGGCUAGACAAACAAAGCUUUCUGGAUGACCUUGCUUCUCUCGAUCCUGAUUUGUACCAGGGUCUGAUAUUCCUCAGGAACUACACCGGAGAUGUGGAAGCCCUCGCAUUGAACUUCACAGUUGCGAUCGAAGAGUUUGGAGUUGCCAAAGCUGUGGACCUCAUACCAGACGGCAGCAAUGUUCCGGUCACCCGGGAGAACCGACUGCAAUACAUCUACCUCACUUCUCACUACAAGCUGAGCAAGCAGAUCAAGCUCCAGAGCGAGGCGUUCUUUGAGGGUCUUUCUGAUAUGAUAGACCCCAAAUGGUUUCGAAUGUUCAAUCAGCAGGAACUUCAGAUAUUGCUAGGUGUCGUGAACGCACCUGUGGAUGUGCAGGACUUGAGAGCACAUACCCAAUACGGGGGCUUGUAUGAUAAUAACGAACCCACCAUACAGACUUUUUGGAAGGUUUUGGAGGAUUUCGAUCAGGAACAACGACGGCUAUUCCUGAGAUUUCUAAACCCCCUCUUUGCCAUACGCGACGCAGGGAGUGAUGAGGACCGAUUACCAACUUCAAGCACCUGCGUAAAUCUUUUAAAGCUGCCCGGAUAUAUCAGCGAAAAAAAGCUUCAUGACAAGCUCCUGAAGGCAAUCUCCUCUGGUGCUGGUUUCGAUCUCUCAUAG